Molecule: messenger RNA, 736 nt
Organism: Sceloporus undulatus (fence lizard)
Lineage: Eukaryota; Metazoa; Chordata; Lepidosauria; Squamata; Phrynosomatidae
Gene: NDUFB10
Product: NADH:ubiquinone oxidoreductase subunit B10
Exons: 4
Coding region: 50-577 (175 amino acids)
Source: RefSeq, a predicted model, not a curated record
ACUCGCGUCUCACCCCUUCAAUGAGGCCGCCAUUUUGUCCGCGGCGGAGAUGCCCGAGGAGCCGGACAGAGCCGUGUACCGGGAGCCUCCGAGGCGGACCCCGGCGCCCAACCCGCAGACCUCCGUCCCGAACCCCCUCGACCUCAUCGAGAAGGUCUUCUACUACGCCGUCGACAGGCCCGUCACCGCCUGGAGGGAAUGGAUCGAGCGCCAGCAUGCCAAGAACAGGAUUUAUUACUACCACCGCCAGUUCCGCCGAGUGCCAGACCUGACCGAAUGCCUGGAGGACGACUACGUCUGUUUCUAUGAAGCGGAGCUGCAGUGGAGGAGGGAUUUUAUGGUUGAUCAAGAAAUUGUGAAAAUAAUCCAGGAUCGAGUAGGUGCUUGCAAGCAGCGGGAAGGUGCUAGCUUCACUGAGAACUGCGCAAAGGAGCUGCAGGAGUUCAAAGACGUGGCCCAGGCAUAUCGGGACAGAUAUGAUGAGCUUGGUGCUCAUGGAAAUGCUCGCAAAUGCUUAAUGAAACAGAAGCAUCGCAUGAUCGCUGAAAGGAAAGCCCAGGCAGCAGCUGAGGCAUGAUCCCCAUAGCCCUUAUUUGACCAUUAGUUUCCAAUUGAAUGAGAAGACUGCUGAACAACUGUGUGACUAGGUGUUGUAUAUUGAAAACAGACUGAACAUCAUCCAUUAAAGCAGUAUUGGUUAUUGUUGAUGGGAAAAAAUAAAAUCAUCUUGACUAAA